Molecule: messenger RNA, 4478 nt
Organism: Orbicella faveolata
Lineage: Eukaryota; Metazoa; Cnidaria; Anthozoa; Scleractinia; Merulinidae
Molecular function (GO): RNA binding; protein binding; GTPase activator activity
Source: RefSeq, a predicted model, not a curated record
AUGUAUAAGAAAUCUAUGCGAAAUCAAGAUUUUGUUGGAAUGCACUGCGCAGCGACCAGGAUGCAGUGCGCCCUGGUGGUGCCUUGCUUUGAGGUAAAUGGACAAAACAUGAAGGGCAAACUGCCAUCUCUGUUUAAGAAUUGUCAAUACAUGGAUGGAAAUAAUAACAUAAACAAAAAUCAACAAGGGAUUGUACAUGCAGUGCAAAAUGUUGAAGAUGGAGAGAGGCAGGACAAGCAAGUCUUGAGUCAACCACAGGAACAACUGGAUAUUAUUAGUAAAACACCAGACCAGACUGAGCAAGUGAAAUCAGUAGAAGAAAUAGCAAACAAAUUACAGAACAAUAAAACUGUUGUUACAGCUACAACAGAAGAAUCCAAUGAAAAUGAUCAAGAUAGCAAUACAGAAGAGGGGUCUCAGGUCUCAGUUCAGGGGGUUUCAUGUCCAAGCAGGGAUCUGAUGAUGAAUGCUGAAGAUACAGUAACAGUAACUGCUGUAACAGCUCAGAAUGAAAGUGGUGUAUCUAUUUCAGACAAAAAUCGUAGUGGUGGUAGAAGAGAUCUGUGGAGAAACUCUACACAUGAUGAAACAGAUUUACCAGUAACUAACGUAAUUGCAACACCUGACCAACACUUUGGAGAAAAUGGGAAAAUUAGUACAAUGGGGAAAUCUGUGGAAGUCCAAGAGUUAACAAUGAAAAGCACUUCACACAAUGACUCAGAUCUGAAUGUAAUGCGGGGAACUGCAACAUCACCUGACCAAGACAUUGCAGAUCAUGAAAAACCAAGUACAAUUGAGAAAUCUGAAGAGAAACAAGAAGAAACAAACAUUAUAUUCUCUAGACACAGAGUUNAAUCAGAAGAAGACAUAGCAAACAAAUUACAGAACAAUAAAACUGUUGUUGCAGCUACAACAGAAGAAUCCAAUGAAAAUGAUCAAGAUAGCAAUACAGAAGAGGGGCCUCAGGUCUCAGGUCAGGGGGUUUCAUGUACAAGCAGGGAUCUGAUGAUGAAUGCUGAAGAUACAGUAACGGUAACUGCUGUAACAGCUCAGAAUGAAAGUGGUGUAUCUAUUUCAAACAAAAAUCGUAAUGGUGGUAGAAGAGAUCUGCGGAGAAAGACUACACAUGAUGAAACAGAUUUACCAGUAACUAACGUAAUUGCAACACCUGACCAAGACUUUGGAGAAAAUGAGAAAACUAGUACAAUGGGGAUAUCUGUGAAAGUCCAAGAGUUAACAAUGAAAAGCACUUCACACAAUGACUCAGAUCUGAAUGUAAUGCAGGAAACUGCAACAUCACCUGACCAAGACAUUACAGAUCAUGAAAAACCAAGUACAAUUGAGAAAUCUGAAGAGAAACAAGAAGAAACAAACAGUGCAGCUACAAUUAUUGCAUGUAAUGAUGUAGAAACAAUAGCUGAAAAGUUAUAUUCUGUAGACACAGAGUUUCAAGUACCAGAAAAUCAAUUAACUUCAGUUGAUGAAGCAAGUGAGCAUCCUGGCCCUUCUGUUAACUACAAUCAAUCUGUAAAUAAGGAAAUGGAUCAAAGGAAAUAUUCACAACAAAAUUCUUCUACUGACAUAGAAGAACUAACUGCUGAUGAUCUUGACCAAACAGACAACUUUAAUCAAGAAAAGGAUACAUCAAAGCAGAAGUCAACAGAGGAUACUGUUGCUGAAUUGCAUAGUGAAACAUCUAGGGAUGAAAAUGAAAAAAGGCUGAAUUCUGAGACAGCCUUGCCACAAUUUGGGUACACAAACAGUGAGCCUUUAAUGGCAGAGUCAAGUGUACGGAAUGAAUCUGUAUUGAGUCAUGCUGGACCACAACAACAGGAAAAUUCAAGUCCUUGUGGAGAGGAAAGCAAACUUCAGUUGAAAGAUUCAGGCAGUCCUUCAGCCAUUAGUGAAGUUAAGAACAGUGAAACUGAAGCAGCUAUAAAAUUAACACCAUCUAGAGACAGAGAUGCUGAAAACAGGCUGAUUACAGCAUUACGGCUUUCUUGUAAACUAUCUCCUGGACAUCUUGUUAGAGAUCUUGAUGUCAAAAGUGUGAUGUCAGUUCACUUGUUGCGUUCACUCUCACCAGGGGUAGUGACAGUUGCAGAGUUAGUUCACAAGCUUGUGUAUUUGACAGAACUUGAUCUAUCAGGAAAUCUACUCGGUCCUCAAGGUUUUCGUGUGAUUUGUCUGGCUCUCAGAAGGAAUACAACUUUGAAGAGCUUGAACUUGGCUAACAACUUAGCAGACACUGAUAGCUCUGAGUGUGUAGGAAUGAUGGUAUCUACUAACUAUACUUUGGAAAGACUGGAUGUGUCUGGAAAUAAUCUUGGCAAUGACUAUUUUUCACGGUGCACUGGACCAGCACUAAGGACAAACUGGUCCUUGAAAUCUUUAAAGUUUUCCAGUUGCGGCUCAAGUGAUGUGUCUGCCAUUUGCGAAGCUCUAGUUGAGGGAAAUUCAACUAUUGAAGAACUUGAUGCCAGUAACAACCAUAUUGGGGCUGUCUUCGGUCAAGGAUUGUCAAACAUCUUGCAGCAACCAGUUUGCUCUUUACGGUAUCUUGACGUUCAUGGUACAAACCUUGGAACAGAAGGCAUGGCAACUCUCCUGGCAGGAAUACAGCAAAACAGUUCACUCAGCAGUCUGAAUGCCGCAGGACACCAGGUGUCCCGUUUGUCAUUUUUAAUGGAGUUUUUAUACAGCAGCAUUUGUCAUCCCACUCUAGAGGAGUUGAUCCUGGAGAAUACUAAAGUUCUUGAACUUGAUGGAUGGAACCCAUCAGGCUUGUCAUUAACGGAGGGAAGUUCCAGUCUCACCAAACUACUCCUGUCAGGAUGUUCUUUGACAAACCAAACAUUGAGGACUCUGUCCGAAAAGGCUUCAGGCAAAUUACCUUGCCUUGUUUACUUGGAUCUCUCCAGUAAUGAACAGCUAACUGCAGAGUGUCUAUUGAGUAUUUGUGCCAUGACCUCUUCUCCAGGCCAAAGUUGCUCCUUAUCUGUGCUGGACUUCUCAUUAAACGCGGCUGAUGACAUUGCUGGUGAUAUCGAAAAGCUUCCUGGACUAAAAAACUUAAAGACGUUGCUUUUGAAAAAAUGCAGAAUUACCCCAGCGAGUGUAGUUGAUCUCUCCAAGCUUAUCACCUUGACAACGCCUGAUUUCUUGAGAAUUUCCUCUGUGACGCUGGACGGCAUCAAACUAUCAGGCGCAGACGCCUUGAAAGGCAUGCUGGGACUGUCAGACAUGUUUAUACCCACAAAUCCUUGCAGCCUGGAGUUGCUGUCACUCAUAGGGUGUGGCUUGAACGAUAGAGACGUAAAACCGCUGAUGAACGGCAUCGGCAAUGGACUGGUCAUCAAAGAACUGAGAUUAUCAGCAAACCGACUCACAGAUACAACCGUUAACUACUUAGUAGAUUCCUCUGGAACAGCGCUUUCUCUUCAAGCGCUGGAUCUUUCUUUAAACAAGAUUCGAAAUGGCGGAGCCCAGAAAUUAGCAGGAGCUUUGUCCGACAAACUGGCAAACCUGAAAAGCUUAUUGCUGGCUGACAACUGUAUCGGUCAGAUAGGAAUACUAGCUUUGGUCGGCAAGGUCGGUCCCGGCUCUCAAGUAGGAGUAUUAAACCUCAAGAGCCAACAACAAGCGUUGGGAGAGGAAGAUAUGGACGAAAUAAUGGAAGAGCUGGCGAAAUCACUAGGAUUUGACCCAGAAAACAGCGAAGGUUGUGCACCAGACAUCAGUCUUCCAGCAAACUUCACAAUCAAUCUUACCGGGUUAGGAGGUGAACCCGGUGAACUGGGACCUAAACUCGACAGUCAAGCCGUGCUGACAGAUUACAGUGCCAAGCACCGCAGAACCUUGACGUUUAAAGAUGUACUCCAGCUGUCAGCGGUCCUGUCCCAAUCAGAAAACACGAGGGCUAUAAUGAGUCAGAGCGACUGGGACCGAGUCAUCAGCGCCGAUAAAGACGCUCCGGCGUGGUUGCAACUUUCAUCAAAACGCGAGUGCGCUGUGUACGUCAGUAACCUGCCGCUGAGUGUCACUGCAGAAAAACUUGAGGGACAACUGGAUAGCGAAGCGGAGUGCAAUGUUGUGGAAGUUUAUUUGCUGAAGGAUCAAAUUCUGAGGAAACCAAAUGGUUUAGCGUGGGUGCUGUUCACAGAUUCUGCAUCUGUUCAGCGGGCAGUGGAAUACUACAACUCAGGUCAGGCCUUCAUGUACGGCACGCCAUUUGUUAUCUCCACCCUGAAUGUUGAUGUUAUGGCCGACACUGGAUCCGAAGAAAAUGCUGAGGCUAAAGCAAGACAAGAGGUGAUACAACGUGCUGAAGGUCGUAAAGCGGAUCAAACUGCGCAUGCACAACUGGUUCAGUCGAACUAUAACGAGAGUCUUGCGCGUCACGAGUAUGCGGCCCAGCAUCCCGCCUACGCAGAUGGCCGAGUGUGGUGAGCUGGUGCCGAGGGUCCAAUCAGGACAGG